AUCCAAUGACAAUGAUGAUACAUAUUAUGUUGAGCAUCUUUUGGGAUGCAUCUGCACUGUAGAAUUAAUCACCUUGAUACUACUUGAAGAGCCAUGAUUCAAUGCUAUGGAAUCCAGAGAUUUGUAGUUUGGUGGGUUCUGGCAAAGAAGACAAAUGAUCUCCCAUGAUUCCAUGGCAUUUUCAAGUGAGGUCAAACUGCAUUCAUUCUACAGUGUAGAUGCACCCCCUGUCAUUCAGUUACCCCAAAACCAGCUUUGUAAUGUGGGAUGAAAACCACCAACUUGUGCUUCCUCUCUUUCUCUGUGUGUCUCUCUUUUUCUCAGCCACUUCCUCUCUUCGUUCUCUGAACGGCUUCUCCUAUCUCUAGGAAGCCCUCGUGAAAGAUCUUUGCUAGCCGGGGCUUUCCCAAAAAAGGGUUUCAAUGUUGCAUCCGAUUAUGCCACUUCCUUCGCCACUCCCUUUCCUGUUAAGUAACAAAACGCUGGCUUCCUCUCUCUUCCUUUUCUUCUUCUUCUUCUAAUUUUGCCACACCUCAAGUCUGUCCUUUUUUUUUGAAAAUGUAUGAUGCCAAGCCCUGUAAGUAGGCAUCGGUCUGCUUGGAGGGUCUCUCAGGAUGGGUAGAUGGAAACCUGCUGGCCAUGGGACAGGUGCCAUCCCAUAAGCCUCAGUGGCCCUAGGAAGGGCCAGUGUCAACGGACCACGUGGCCAGUCCUUGGCCAGACCAUACAGCCACAGUGGGCCACAACAGCAGAAGAGAACUGUCCAUGCCGACUGUUUAUGAAGUGGGGAAACAGUACCCAGAGCCAGAGUAUCCAGAGAGACCCCUUCCAAUGUCCCAGCAUGAGACCUCUCCAACAGCACUGCGACGAGCCAGCAACCAUCGACGGGCCAACCCCUGCUGCCUUUGCUGGUGCUGCUGCUGCAGUUGCUCAUGGAAUGAAGAUCGAGAGCGGGCAUGGAGGGCAUCACGAGACACCAAACUGGAGACCAUUCCAAACUGUGAAUCCUGUGCCAAGCCGACCUCUGAGGAAAUCAAGUGCUGGUCGCAGUCAUUCGACAAGUUGAUGAAAAACCCAGCUGGCAGGAACGUGUUCCGGGAAUUCUUACGGACUGAGUACAGCGAGGAGAAUAUGCUUUUUUGGCUGGCUUGCGAGGAACUCAAAAGCGAGUGCAACAAGCACGCCAUUGAGGAAAAGGCACGGAUGAUCUAUGAGGAUUACAUCUCCAUUCUUUCACCCAAGGAGGUCAGCUUGGACUCGCGUGUGCGCGAAGGCAUCAACCGCAAGAUGCAGGAGCCAUCCUCACACACAUUUGAUGAUGCACAGCUACAGAUCUACACCCUAAUGCAUAGAGACUCCUAUCCCCGUUUUCUGAACUCUACCAUAUAUAAAACGUUGAUCCAGAGUGUCUCCCGAUCAUCCUCAGAGUCCUAAGCAUCCUAUCCCACAAACAACUGCCUGGUGGUACAAAAUACAAAGUGAUGGUUCCUCUUUCAAGCAUCAGGUGUUAAGUUUUAUGGAGGAAAAUUGGCUCUCCCCACUUGGUCAUGCAGAAUGAAGACCUAAAAUGAUACCCCUGGUACAGAAGAACCCCUAAUCCUCCUCAGCUGUGAACUACAGCCUGGUUUGUCCAGUUACUGGAAAGAUUACUCCCAUUUAGCCCAUCUGGUCUUCUUCCAACAACAAAAAACUGAACUGUCAUGCAAACCUCAAACUCAGGCCUCUGCUUUUACUACUGAAUCCAUGUUGGCAAACUAGUCUUGUCUGGCCACACAGAAGAACUGGAGUACAGGAGGGGGCAACCAACCCAUGAGGGUGGGGGGUGAGUUGGGGAAACCUUGGGCAUCAUUGAGUGAAAAAAAGGCCAAAGUCCACAUUUUCUUAAUGUUGUUCUCUCUUUGAUCUGUCUCUUUUUCUUUUCUGUUUAAACAAAGAGUUAUUUCCAUGA
Messenger RNA from Anolis carolinensis (green anole), 1948 nucleotides. RefSeq names its product regulator of G protein signaling 19 (gene rgs19). The transcript has 6 exons. The record is from RefSeq and is a predicted model, not a curated record. NCBI's taxonomy places the organism in Eukaryota, Metazoa, Chordata, Lepidosauria, Squamata, Anolidae. The coding region runs from base 766 to 1434 and encodes 222 amino acids.